Ceratitis capitata (Mediterranean fruit fly) is the source of this 725-nucleotide messenger RNA. RefSeq lists its product as hypothetical. The transcript has 4 exons. NCBI's taxonomy places the organism in Eukaryota, Metazoa, Arthropoda, Insecta, Diptera, Tephritidae. The record is from RefSeq and is a predicted model, not a curated record. The coding region runs from base 160 to 621 and encodes 153 amino acids.
ACUCAACUGGUUUACAAAGCAACAACGUUGAAUUUGAAAUCGUUUGCUGAAUUUCGUGUGGGUGUAAUUUCAGUUGAAAUAUUUCGAUUGUAGGAGAAGCACAACUGCCAAAUAAUUGUAUGGCCGAGUGUAUUUAAAAAUACAAUAAAAUAAAGUGAAAUGUGCGAAAUUUUAGCGAAAUUUCUGAGUGUUUCAUUUUUAUUAUUAAAUUUGUAUGCCGCCAGCGUUAAUAGCCUUUGUUUGGCAACAGAGCCGCCAACUUGUCUAACGAAUUUAGAUGAUGAAGAUGCCAAAGAAAUUCUGGAUUAUGUGUUGAAAAAGUACGAGGAAGUGGAUAUGAAAAUUACCGGCGAGCCAUUGGCCGUUCGCGGUAAGCGUAUCUCCUCUGGUGGCACUGAAGAAUUUCAUAUUGCUUUCCAUUAUGUUGACAAUACGCCCGGCGAUGUAAUACAAAAUUGUGCAUUUGUUGUUGUACAUGCACCAAAUUCAUGCGAGACUAUAAGUACCGUAUGUAAUACCUUUUUACCCGUUACUCCCCGACCACUUUUGAAACUAGAAGAUUUGACUGUGUGUGAUGAUGGUGAGGACCAAGCAAGGCCAAGGGAAGACAUAGAACGUUAGAAGGAUAAGAAUUUAGCAAAAAAAAAAAAACAUUAAAUACUUUAAGUGAAUAUAUAUAUAUAUUUAUAAUGAGCCUUAAUAAAUUAUUCAAAUAAAAAGUAAAA